GCGGGGCGACGCACGCGUAGUGCGCGGGCCCUGGAGGGCGGAGUCCAGGAGGUGCCGGCCAAGGGAGGGGGCGCGGCGACGGUGAAGUCCGGCGCUCCCGCAGGCCGUGGAGGCGAUGCUGGCUGCUGCGGAGCAGGCAGCUGGGCGGACGGGGAUGUGACGGGACUGUCCUUCGCCUCUCUCCUACCCUCGGGCCGGCAGGUCGCUGGGCGACCCGCAGCCGGGCCGCGGCCGAGGAGGCAGCGCGACCUCCGCACGGUAACCUUAGAGGCCAGAGGGUGUUAGACCCCUUGGAGCUGGAGUUGUGGGAGGAUGUGAGCUGCCUGGUGUGGAUUCUGGAAUACUGAACUUGGGACAACUGUAGAAGCAAUUCUGUCAAGUUUUAAGAACCGAUGCACCUUAUAGCCCAUGGAAGAAAAAACACAAAUCAAGACAUUUUUGGGUUCCAAGCUGCCGAAAUAUGGAAUGAAAUCUGUGAGAAGUACUUUGCAGCCAAUGUCAAAUGGGGCCACCGUGACUUUAUUAGGAACCUCCAAGAGUAGUAAUGUCAAAAGUUAUAUAAAAAAUAAUGGCUCUGAUUGUUCAUUGUCUCAUUCAUUUAAUUGGAGAAAAACAAAUAAAUAUCAACUUGGUUCACAAAAUACAGCAGAACUUAAUAAUAUCCAAAUUACACACGAUAAACUAAUUGAUACUGAACAGCAUGCUCCUGCUCCAGGAACGCUGGAUGGGAAUGGGAUAGAGGGAGGUUUGAACAGUACGUCCUUGUUCACAUCCAAGCUAGCAAGACCGUCAGCCAUGUUUGUGUCAUCGGCAGAGGAGUUAAGUCAAAAGUCUUUUUCUGGACCAUCUAAUCUGGGUAAAUUUACCAAAGGCACAUUACUAGGAAGGACUUCAUAUUCUUCGGUCAGUGCAAAGUCACAUUUGAAUACGUUUUAUGGGAACCGACCCCCUGGUAACAUGCAGAAGCCAAGAAUGAACUCCUGUGCCAGCCGAAGUAGUUCUGGAGAAAGCUUAGCACAGUCCCCAGACAAUGCUAAAUCUAUUACUUGUGAAAAAAUGGUAAGGUCACAGAGUUUUUCACACUCCAUUCAGAAUGCCUUCCUUCCGCCUUCCUCUAUAACGAGAUCACAUUCCUUCAACAGAGCUGUAGACCUUACAAAGCCUUAUCAGAACCAACAGCUACCCGUUCGAGUGCCUCUCCGGUCAGGUAUGUUAACAAGAAGUGCUCGGCAGUCAGAAGUACUCAAUGGGAAUGAACACUUGGGGUUUGGUUUUAAUAGGCCUUAUGCUGCUGGUGGAAAGAAACUGGCUUUAUCAAGUGGCCCAGGGGUGUCGUCCACUCUGGUUUACAGGAUGGGCCAUCCCUCUCUUCUGAAGUCUAGCCGACCUCCAUUCUCUGGGUCUAUGACAGUUGAUAGUAAUAAAAACCCAUCUGCUGACAUGUGCGUAGAGGAAGAAGGUGUGGUUUCGGCAAAGGACAGCUCUACUGGCAAGGACCAAGAACUAAUUGAAAAUGAAAGUUACCGAAGAGACAAUGAUCAGACUAUGAAGCACGAUUCUAAAAUUAGGUACCUAAGUGAUGAUGUGGAUGAUAUUUCCUUGUCGUCUUUGUCAUCUUCUGAUAAGAAUGAUUUAAGUGAAGAUUUCAGUGAUGACUUUAUCGACUUAGAGGACUCCAACAGAACUAGAAUAACUCCAGAGGACAUUACUCUCAAAGAAGAAAAGCAUGAGAACGGACCAUCAAAGGAUGUAUUUGAUUCUCCUAAGGAAAGUGAACAGAUCUUCAGUAAAGCUGAUGAGUGGAUAGAUAUAAGUGUCUCUGACAGGAGUGAAUGUACAAAGCAUAUGUCUGGCAACAACUUGAUUUCACCCGAUACGGAUUACAGAGCUGGGUCUUCAUUUGAACUCUCUCCAUCCGAUAGCUCUGAUGGGACGUACAUGUGGGAUGAAGAGGGCCUGGAACCCAUUGGAAGUGUCCAUCCUGUUGGCAGCUAUGAGUCCUCGGAAAUGAACAGCAUAGAUAUUCUGAAUAAUCUUGAAUCGUGUGACCUUGAGGAUGAUGACCUUAUGUUGGAUGUGGAUUUGCCGGAGGAUGCACCUCUUGAAAAUGUGGACUGUGACAAUAUGAACCGCUUUGACCGAACAGACAGAAAUGUCCGACAGUCGCAGGACGGAUUUUGGAAAAGGCCAUCGCAGAGGUGGAGUGGACAGGACCAUUACCACCUUAGCCAUCCUGAUCACUAUCAUCACCAUGGAAAAAGUGACUUGAGCAGAGGCUCUCCUUAUAGAGAAUCUCCUUUGGGUCAUUUUGAAAGCUAUGGAGGGACCCCCUUUUUCCAGGCUCAGAAGAUGUUUGUAGAUGUUCCAGAUAACACAGUGAUCCUGGAUGAGAUGACGCUCCGGCACAUGGUCCAGGAUUGCACAGCUGUCAAAACGCAGUUGCUGAAACUCAAGCGGCUCUUACACCAGCAUGACGGAAGUGGAUCAUUACAUGAUGUUCAGCUAUCAUUGCCAUCCAGUCCAGAGCCUGAGGACGGCGAUCAGAUAUAUACGAAUGAAGAUUUACUAAAUGAAAUAAAACAACUUAAAGAAGAAUUAAAGAAAAAAGAUGAAAAAAUCCAACUAUUAGAGCAUCAGCUUGCAACCCGCUGUAACUGCCACCAGAAAUCUAAAGAGGACAGGUGUGCAUAUGCUGAUAAAUUCACGCAGACACCCUGGAGGAGAUCUCCUCCUCAAGUACUACAGCCUCCCAGCAGCCUUCCCAGAUCUACAGACCACGCCCAGGGAAAAUUAAUAAAGUCACAACGUAUCGAGGCCCACAGUGAAUCUGCAGUCCAAGGCAUGUGUCCGGGCGGUGCACGUCCAGAUGGGAGCUUUACACGUGGCUCGCAACAAGACAGCCAUGGUUUGGAAGACCGUCCUUUUUCGUCAAGCCCACAGUUCACAGUGGAUGUGGUGAAGGACAAACCUUCUGAAACGAACCUGAGCAUGACUCUGAAUGCUCAAGAGCCUUAUCAUUUGGCAGAGAAAAAAACCAGUGAUGCGCAGUUUGUAACUCCUCCUCGGACACCUUCCCAGUCAAGUAUAGUGGACCAGACUAAGAGGGGUGGAAGAAACCAAUGUCCUCAGCCCAAGUCCUUGCAGCUUUUAAAGCCAUCCAACUUGAGUUCUUUGACACCUCCUCCAGAUUCUGAUUCAUCGCCAGGUAGAACUUCCACAUGUAAGAAGGCACCAGGAGUCACACCUUCCAAUUCAAAACAUCAGCCAACACCUAAUCCUAACAAUGUCGCAAAUCAUUUGAAUCUGAAAACAUCCAAACUCCGUCCCCCUUCAGGCUCUUUCAAGCAAAAACAAACAAGCAGUCCCCAAGCAGAGCCUCAGAACUUCCAGGCCAAGACAAGCAUCCCGAGGCCCUUAGCUCGGCCAAAAGAACUGCAUGCCCCACACAGCAGUUUGCAUUCUGGGGAUUGUGUGGCCUCUAAUCGAUAUUCUCGUCUUCCUAAACCAAAGAUCCAUUAAGUGCAUAGCCAUCACCUGCCAGUUUGUCCUGUGAAAACAGUCUGCUCUCUAAUAGCUUUAUGUGCAGCUUAUUUCUAUGUUGGAGGUUCCAUUUCAGCAAAUCUUAACAUUAAAAUGCAGAAGCUUCUACUAGUUUGGCUCCUCCAUUUUAUAUCCUGGUUGAGUUACGUACCGUUUGCACAGGCUUGUCUCAGGUAAACACAAGUUUACUUCUCCAUCCCAGAGGCCAAGUCCCUCCUCAUGGAAAUACUCCAUUUUUCAGGCAAGAUGUGCACUUUGCUGGUUUAGUGCUGUUGUGGGACAUAAUGACAGGUUAUCAGAAUCUCGCCCCCCAUGCUUAUUCUAACUCUUGUCAAUAUGGCUGCUAUUUUAACUAGAGAUCCAUAGUGGUGAUGGAAGGUCGUUGUCUGCGAGCAGGGUCCUGGCCAGCUUUUGUAUAUUUAUGAGGUCUAUGCAAACGGUCCCCAGUGAGGAAAGGUCAGGCUCCUAGUGGGGGAGUCUUACCAGUUUUAUCUUUCCUUUCAUAAUCUAGUCCUACUGUUUCUCCAUUUGUCAGACAAAUUCCUACGCUGACGGUUAUCAUUUUAUGUAAACCAGUUCUGUGCUGCUGUAACAUCUCGUUUUUCACACACAUUUACUCUUUGCUUACAUUGCUACUGGGAACAUUUGGAGAGCUUGGGAGGCCGAUGAUACAUCAGUUGUAACCUCUGUUGGUGCUAGAGUUUCGUGCUGCAAUUGAGUUUUGAAUCUUAGUAACUUAUGGAUCCAUCGUAUCACUUUUAAGUUUCCAUAGCAUACAUUGAAAAUUUAAAAUUAAGUCUUUAUUAUAAUAUUUGUAUUUAUUGACUUUUUCUUAAUGUCUGAAGACUGGAAUAAUGGACUUGAAAUAUUUGCACAAGAUUUUGGUGGGAUAUAAAAGAGGGUUUAAAAAAGCUUAUUUUCUAUAAAAAAUGAGUUAAAACACUUUAAGAAAAAUAUAUAAAUUUAAGACUAUCAUAAUAAGUCACUUUUCUGGGUUUCCUAAGUUUCUCUUUUCUGUUGCUGUAAGGUUGAAUGACAGGUUCUUGAAAAGUAGAUUUUGGGGGAAAGAUUACGUUGUAGGUAGGAAAGAAUACUUUGUGGAGAGAUUGCUCCAGAUGUCCUGUUGAAGGCAGCUGCGGGCCUUCAGGUGACUGUACAGGAGCCCAGCUGUGCUGCUGGCCACUUCUCAAGCAGCUGAGUGAAUUUACCUCAUGUGUGCCCAAAUCAUGCCAUCCUCAGGCUGGUCAUCGUUUGUUCAAUUCACAUUAAGAUUUCUCCGAAAGAUAACCUUACAGGAUCAGUAUCUUACUAGCUGACCAAAACGUAUCAAAAGGAAUUCUGGCCCAAACAAUUGAAUAUCUAUCUACGGCUUCCUUUUUAAAUGAACCUAGGUUACAAAGAGAAACAUGAUAUCAAAUGCAUUCGUGGAAAGUUGCAAAGCCACAUUUGCUGCCCUUUGGGGGCAGUCUUCCCUUAAAUGUCAGAGCCCCUGAAGUGAAUUUACUCUUUGGAGAUGCACACCUUUUUCCAGCUUGGGAAGGGGAGCAUAGUCUCCCACUGCAGCACCUCAGUCAGAGGAAGCUUAGGACUUGCUGCACAUGGGUAGGUGGUCUUGAGCCAUCGCUGCUGUGGGCAGAAGCACUGACUGUUCCGGAAGUGAGCCAGGUUGGACCCAGGUGUUGGUGGGCACAUCCGCUUCCUUCAUGGAGAAUGAAGACUAAUGUCAUGGAUUGCACAUCAGCUACAAUCAUAGUCUAGUCCUCGCAGUAGAACAUACUAAUGUAUUAGGUUUUUUAAAUUCGAGACUUGUAUAGGCUUUAUGGAAUACGUCCACAAAUUGGUUUAUCCUUAAAGGAAAGUUUGAAUUUUUAAAUUUAUUUAUAACUCUCUCAUCUGAGGGAAAUGUCCUUGUUGUCUGUUAUAUUAAAGUGUUGACUCUAGUAAUAGCUUUAAUCUCUGACCCACUUUAAUUUUUUUCUCCCUGAUAAAUUUAUACAAGUAUUUAUCCACCAGAUCACCCUCUCUAUACCUUUGCUGGGCCUUAGUCUUGAUAGAACAUAGGCAGACUUAUCAAUAUAUUUUGUUUUCCUUGAGAAUAGAGCCUCACAUAAAGCCAGGCUGGCUUCUGACUCACUCUGCAGCCAAAGAUCACCUUGGAUUUUCCAUCUCCUGCCCCCAUCUCCACAGAGCUGAGAUCACAGGCAUGCAGCACCACACCCAGUUCUGUGUGGCACUGGAGACUGGAUCUAGGGCUCCACGUGUGCUAGGCAAGCACUCUGCCAAGUGAGCGACAUUCCCAGCCCUCAUCACUAUGCCUUUGAAGCACAGCGUGUGCUUCAAAUACACCACCCAGAGACCAUAUCUAGGAUGCACUCACGAGCAGCUAUUGGCCUGCAGUUUUCUGGAAAAGCUGCAAGAACACCAUCUUGUCUGCUCCUAGUAACGCUAAGUCCAAAUGAGGGCCCAGCGCUGCUGAAUAAGCAGAGGUCAUUUUCUCGAUGUGGCUCAUUCUCUUGGUUGUGUCUGUGAACCAACCGAACUCUGCCAACUUCUGCAGGAACACAGUUCACUUACUCUGUUCUGUCAGUGAGGACAGUGGGAGUAGUGGAUUCUAAGGCCCAAGGGUGAGGUUGGUUAACUUUCCCAUGUAUGAAAGAGAAAAGAAUAUACAGAAUUAUUUACUUGGCUUUUUAACAGGAUGUAUUUCAGGAAAAAAAAUUGAAGCUGUUUUUGUGAGCUGGAGUUUUGCUGUGUAGCCUUGAGUUUGUUCAAAGAAAGCUUUGUCUAAGGUGUUUAUUGCACAGGGACAGGCGAUGUCAAGACAUCCAACAAAGGAUUAUAGAGUCAUAUCAUUUGGAAGAUUUCUAAACACUGAGACUAUCUACCUGCUAUUUUUCUUAUGGGUCUCGUUUUUUAUUUGUGCAGUAUUUUCAGUCAUAUCUGCUACUGUUCGUUGUAUUUAUAUAGACGUUAGGGAACUUACUAAACAUUUUAGUAAGCAAGAAUUUGAGAAUGAAAGGAAAUAACAGAUACGCACUUUAAAUGAGCUUAAUUGCUUGGAGUUGUGCCUGAAAUGUCAAGAUGUCUCCUCUGGGUGUGGCUUUGUUCAGUGAAAUGAAUUUCCCUGUAAUUGUUCCUGGCUGAAGGUGGCUGUACAGUCUUCACAGAACUGUAUCCCAGCAUGCCACUUUGCCCAUGAUAGCACCGAGUUUUCUUUGAAUGUCCGUCACCCCCUUAAGUAUUUUACUCAGUGUAUCAAGACAACUUUAUUCCAGUAACUGUCCCUUCCGAGGUUCUGCGCCAUAGAUGGUGUCCCAGAUGUAGGUGGCUUCCUGGUUUCCCACCAGAGUGGUCCUACCAGAUUCCCGAGGUUGCACUGGAGUCCAGUAAGACCGUAGCCCCAUUUCCACUCUCUCCAUUCUCCACAGUAGCUUCCGUGUUGCUGAGUUAGCUUUGGUAGUUAUGUCUGCAUGCGGAUGCACACAUUUGAAAAUGAAGUAUAGCCGUAAUGUAAACCCAAGGGAUUUUCCCUGGAGGUGGUCACCUGCUCUUUUCCUCAUCGUGAUGCUUGAGUUCUCUUUUCUGUUGUUGAUCUUUCCAUGGGUCCCUUUAACUUCCUGCUGCCGCAGUCUGAGAGGCUACAUUUGGACAAGUGAUUGUGAGGCUCCUAUAAUUAUGUAAUUGAUUAACGAUUGUGGCUUCAUCUUGUUGAGUAAAAGCUGCCCCUUUCUUCCUGGCAGAGCAUUGCUAUGAUGAGGAAUGCUGGCCUUGAGAACUUAGUCACGGCUGACAAAAACCAGAAACAGUAUCUGCAAUGUUCUUCUCCCUUGAUUUUACAAUCCAGUUCCAAGUACAUAAUGUAUAUUAGAAUUUGCCUGUAAAAUGAAUUAUGGAAACCAGAUGUAAAGUCUCCUGAAAGUGUUGGCAUAGUAAUUAAAAAAUAAAGUUCAUAAUUAUAAAAGCA
Molecule: messenger RNA, 7504 nt
Organism: Rattus norvegicus (Norway rat)
Lineage: Eukaryota; Metazoa; Chordata; Mammalia; Rodentia; Muridae
Gene: Ccser2
Product: coiled-coil serine-rich protein 2
Source: RefSeq, a predicted model, not a curated record